AUGGGCUCCCCCAGGUCACCUCGCCGGACCUCGGGGCCAUCCUCCACUACCUCACCGAACCUUGCCGCCAUCCUCGAAUACCUCGCCACCGUCCUCACAGUGAGAGGUGCCUUCGCCGUCAAAGCAGCCAAACAGAUUCUUCCUUCUAAUAAUUUCACCGAUCAUGAAAGGAGUCAAUAUAUUUUUUUUCUCCAAAUUGUAGACAGAUUGCUAACCUUUACCUACUCUGGUGGCAAAGCUCCAGCUCAAGCAAGAUCGGUGGAAACACCUGCAAGUGAACCUGGCCAUGACAGCGGAAACAGCACUCCAAAAGAUGCACCAAAAGCAGAACCUUACAGGUCCAAACUUUUUUGGCUACUUUCUGUAUCAACUAAUAACGAUUUUUAG
Molecule: messenger RNA, 387 nt
Organism: Miscanthus lutarioriparius
Lineage: Eukaryota; Viridiplantae; Streptophyta; Magnoliopsida; Poales; Poaceae
Source: the annotation of a GenBank genome assembly